Molecule: messenger RNA, 2691 nt
Organism: Entamoeba invadens IP1
Lineage: Eukaryota; Evosea; Mastigamoebida; Endamoebidae
Exons: 2
Coding region: 1-2691 (896 amino acids)
Source: RefSeq, a predicted model, not a curated record
AUGGCAAAGUUGUCGAAGAUCCAACUGCUCUUCAAGAACGUCGGACAUCUCAUGAAGACAAACUUGGACGAAAUAUUCAAAGAAAUCGAACUGAACAAAACCCUUGCGGGGAACGUCCAGAUGAAAGUGAAACAAACAAUACGGAAGAAAUAUGUUAAUGUCUAUGUCAUAGUCUCGCCACCUCUCUUGUUAGUCUUCGAGAACAAAGAAGACGUCGUCGAUAAGAAGGCGCUGUGUAUCUUAAACUUGUUGCACGUCACUGUGAAGCUCUCCGAGACAAGAAAGAACACAAUAGUCCUGCAAGGGAAAGACAAUUUGUUCUUGAGAGUCGGAUUCGAUGAGAAGAGACUCUACCACUAUAAGAACUUGUGUUGUCUCUGCGUCGAACAAAGCGAAGUCUCAAAAUGGUUGACUACCAUUAAAGCAACUGUCGAUCUGGUCUGGAGAGUCUGGGGCGCCCUUAUAAGUGCUGAACCUUUCGACCCUUCAAUCUCGGAAAAUGACACGUCUGAUGAGUUAACAAGUUGUUCCGAAAUCUCUGAUGAUAUGAGUGAGAAGUCCGAAAAGAGCGAAAGAGGUGGGCAGCGUGUGAGCGGCGAGAAGGAUAAAACAAAAUUGAAAAGAGUUGUUUCAUGUGAAAUACCCGAAUUGAACAAUCUCCAAAAUGUGAAAAGAACAACAAAUUCGAAAAGAAAAGGAAGCCAAUCUUCGGGAAACUCGGGGAAAAAAUCUCCAGAAGAAUUGAGCAAGUUGAUAAUAACAACAAGUUGCUCCGAAAAAAGUGAAAAAUCUCCCAAAAGUGACAGUUUUGAACAAACUGAAAAGGAAAAAAUAGAAACAGAAACUAAAGAAAUAGUUCAAAAAUACGAAACAGAAAAAAUUGAAUUUUUAACAACAAUCGAAGAACUCAAAAACAAAUUACAGGAGAAGGAAGAACAUUAUACAAAAACGAAAAUGGACACUCAAAAAACGAUUUCUGAUCUUCAAAAUUUAGUGAUGAGUCGAGAGAGAUUGAGUGAAGAAGUCGAAAAGAUCCGAAUGGAGCAAAGUGAGGAGUUAAUGCGAUUGAAAAAAGAAAUUGAAAAAACACCAAACAAAACCGAAAUUGAAAAGAUGCAAAAAGUGAACGAAAUAAAUGACAACAAGAUUAUGGAACUUCAAGCAGAGAUAACAAAAAUGAGAGAAAAAGCGUUAAAAGAGGAGGAUGACUUUAAACAAGUAGUAGAAAUAAUGAAACAAGAAAAUGUCGAAUUAAAAGAUGAGAUUGAAGUGAUGAAAGUUCUGAGCAAAACGAUGAGUGAGAACAUGACGCAAAUGAACGGAGAUCUUGAAGCAUUUAAAACGGAAGAAGAAAGAAGUAAAAUAGAAAUAGAGAGAUUGACAGCUCUUGUCGCAGAAAAAGAAAACGAGAUUAUAAGGCAAAACGAUUUGAUAGGAAAGUUGUCGGAUGAGAAAGAGAAGUUACAAACAAUAAAACAUAAUAAUAUAAUGAGCGAAAAAGUGAUAACCGAAUACAAAGAGAAGAUUGCAAAUUUGGAGAACGAGAGGAGUACAAUAAUAGCUGAAAUAGAAUAUUUGAGAAAUAAAGAAGAGACGUCAAAGAAAAUGAGUGAGUCGGAACGGUCGAGUACAACAAUAGAUAUAACAAACAAAAAGUUGAUCAAAUCUUUGAUGUGUGUGAGCCUUUAUAAAAAGUGUGAUAUAGAAACACCUGUUGUGUAUGAAAGAGGAGUAAUGAAUCUAUUGAUUGGGAGAAGUAAUGUUAUAUAUUGUCUUUUAGAGAGUCUGGCUUUAGAGGAGUGUUAUCGAGUAUUCCAAUCACAAAAUGAAAGAAGAAAUGAGAAAAGAAAAGUGAGUCUUGGGCGCUUAUUAGGACGUGAUUAUGUUUUUCCAGUUCUAGGUGAAGUUUAUAAAGUGUUAUAUAAAGUGAGACAAAACGAAAGUGAUGAAAAAAGAGAAAAAAAUGAGAAGAAGAUUUUUGGGAUAUUUGAAGUGGUUUCGAUUGAAUCUGACAACGUGAUUGUUGCGUUUUGUCUUCGUGGGAAAGAUCACAAAAGUGAUGGACAAAUUGUCGUUUAUGCGAAGCAAAAUGACACAAAACCGGAUUUGAGAUUUCGGACGGAACGAAUAGAAGAGAGAAUCUUCGGAGAACAGAAUGACGGAACGAACGUCGUCACCACUCAAGUUUCUGAAAGAAAGCGAGAUAAAGAUUGUAACAAUUAUGAGAUCUACACGUUGUGUCAGUCCUAUUGGACAUUUCUUGACGAGCAAAAUUUGUUUGGAGAAGUUCAAAGAGAGUGUUUGAGAGGAGAAGAUGCACUUCCACGAUAUAUCCAGAUCUGCAAAAAAAUUGAGGAGAAGAAAAGAGAAGUCAUCGACAAUCUCCAUUUUGAGAUGAAAUGCGGAACGUGGCGGGUUAAAACCGAUUUAAAGGACACGGAAACGUCGAAUGGAAUAGUCGAGGUUGGAGGGGUUAUACGACCAAUACCACUUAAUAUGGGAGGUGUAAGUGAAACAACGAUUGUCGAUGCGUUUGAAGAUAUGAAAGUCCGAAUGAAACGGUGUGAAGGAAAAAAAGAGGAAGAAAAGGUAAUGGACUUUUAUGAAAAAAGAAUUAGUCGUGUUGGGUUUGUUAUAUAUAUUGCUGUAGCACUGAUUGUUGCGAUUGUGGCUCGUUUUGCCAUUUUGUGA